AAGAUUUGCGAUUGCUCAUUUUCGAUUUUUGUUACGUUUAUACAGCGCAUACAAAAGCUACAAUUACCAUUCGACCGGUGUACUUUUGCAAUGCCACUCCUACUGCUACAAUGGAAUUCUCACGAGUACUUUUCGUAACAGUUUUCUAUUCUUUCACUUGCGCUGGAGCCAGCAACUAUAACUGGGACGAUUGGACCCAAAACUUAAACCGGGAUAUACAUCAAAGUGUUAGUCGAGCUUUAAGUGGUUUGUAUAAUCUGGAGAGCACGAUAUCUCAACAGAUCCAGCAGAAUUUAGCAGGCAUUAUUCCACAUGUGAGCAACUCCGCUAACAAUGACACCAACGGUGGUUUCGGCAAUUUAGACAGUUUGGACAAUUUAGGAAGUAUCAUUUCUCAGCAGGUGGAUGAAGGUUUGAGACCAGUGCGUGAAAUGCAAGCUAAACUCAAGAUAAAAUUCGGAGAAGAUGGUACCACAGUCGCCACGUUUAAAGAUAAACAAGUGAUUGUGCGCGAUGGGGUCUUUUACGAAUGCGAAGGUACCAUUUCCGAAGAGGACGGUUCCUGCUCUGAUACUUUACGCCAAUCGUCUUUUGAAAGCCAGAGAGACUUCUGUUACGCAAAUAUCAACACAAUUAUUAACAGUUGGUACUGCAUUUCGCCCGGUGGCGGUGUCAGUUCCGGAUUUAUUAAUGGAGAGGUGUACUGCAAUGGUUUCCAGAAUAACCCCACUCUGUUGAUUUCGGCGGAAGAUUACAGAAAUUUGUGUGGUGACGUUGGGUAUCGUGUAACUUACAAAUACUUCGGUACUGAUCCUAUAGGAGACCACAGUUCUGACGUAAGCUGCUCCAGUGGUACUCCUUACACGUGUACUUACACGGAAGACAGAAAUUCCAAUCUUGGUAAUUCCGGGCCCUAUAACUUCGUGCUCAAUUAAACACUUUGUUUAAAAGUUUAAUGCACUGUUACACUGUAAAAUAAAAGAAUUUU
Messenger RNA from Zophobas morio, 988 nucleotides. RefSeq lists its product as uncharacterized. NCBI's taxonomy places the organism in Eukaryota, Metazoa, Arthropoda, Insecta, Coleoptera, Tenebrionidae. The record is from RefSeq and is a predicted model, not a curated record. The transcript has 4 exons. Bases 111 to 935 code for a protein of 274 amino acids.